AACCUUUCUAAGACGCGUAAUGUUAUGGAUGAUACUUUACUUGACACCGAAAGUAGCAUCACAAUACACCCGGAGAAGACGGACCAUGGGAAUUUAAUUCAAUGCUAUAUAUCUCUGGACGGGGUCUUUGUCGCCAUACUUACAGCCACUUUAAGGGUCAUUGGCCUACCAGAUUACAUCAUAAUGACAGUAUCGGAGGAACUGCAUGACGGCAUGGAAACCAAUAUAACUUGCAGAGCUUUUAAUGGAUACCCUAAACCUCUAAUCCAUUGGUACAUCGGAUCAAAAAACGUGACAGAUAAUUCAUCGCUGAGUUCUUCAGGGAAUCCAGCUCAUCGCUAUGAUACUACGAGUACACUGUCACUUAUACCAUCGAGGUUCCACCAUGGAAAACUUUUGAUUUGCCGGGCAAUUCAACCUAUGAUACCCGGAAGGCGGUCAGUGAAUGAGAGCAUGUUUCUAGACGUAUUAUGUGAGUAUGUUAUCAAAUAAAUUGAUGUUAUUAUCAAACAAUAAAAAUUUGGGUAAAUCAAUUUAUGUUUAUCAAACUGUCAAAACUUGGGUAAGACGAUUCAGCAUGCGACACAAGGUUAUACAAAUAUUCAUGGACCGGCAAAAGGUACACAGAGUUGAUUCCAGAAAUCGAUAAUCUAGGUCAAAACGCGUAUU
Messenger RNA from Lytechinus variegatus (green sea urchin), 669 nucleotides. RefSeq lists its product as uncharacterized. Bases 25 to 492 code for a protein of 155 amino acids. The transcript has 2 exons. Gene Ontology annotation, biological process: heterophilic cell-cell adhesion; homophilic cell-cell adhesion. Gene Ontology annotation, cellular component: adherens junction. The record is from RefSeq and is a predicted model, not a curated record. Lineage: Eukaryota; Metazoa; Echinodermata; Echinoidea; Temnopleuroida; Toxopneustidae.